GCACACAGUGGACCGACCUCUCCAAGGCACCAGUCCACCUGCACGGUUCUGUGAACGGCGUAUUGGUUCUGACCUGGUAGAGCUGUUCUGCUGCUCAGGUCCCGGUUCGCUGAAGCCUUAAGCGUGCUUUAGGAAAGAAGAAAAGAAAAGAAAACUUUGUCCGCAGCGCUGCCCAGCUGCAGCAGGACCUGCAGUCAGGAUGAUGUCCUACAUCAAACAGCCUCAUUACACCAUGAACGGGCUGAACCUGCCCGCUGCUGGGAUGGAUGUCCUGCACACAACCGUGGCCUAUCCACCCACUCCUCGGAAGCAGCGCAGAGAGCGCACCACCUUCACUCGGACACAGCUGGAUAUCCUGGAGGCCCUGUUCUCCAAGACCCGCUACCCAGACAUCUUCAUGAGAGAGGAGGUGGCCCUGAAGAUCAACCUGCCUGAGUCCCGUGUGCAGGUGUGGUUUAAAAACCGUCGGGCCAAAUGUCGCCAGCAGCAGCAGCAGAGCAGYGGGCAGUCUAAGCCACGGCCACAAAAGAAGAAGGCCUCACCAGUGCAGGAGUCCAGUGCUCCUGAUCCAGUUCCCAAUCCAUCUGGAUCUUUCAGCCCMUCCUCGGCCCAGUCAGCCGGGCCCAGCAUGGAGCAGAACUCCAGUACUGGAAACACUGCUGUGUCCAUCUGGAGCCCGGCCAUCUCACCCCUACCGGACCCCCUGGCCUCUCCUUCAGCACCCUGCAUGCAGCGACCAUCUCCCUACCCCAUGAGUUAUGGCCAGCCAUCAGCCUACACCCAGGGCUACACCAGCACAACUUCCUACUUCACGGGUCUGGACUGCAGCCCCUACCUUUCCCCCAUGCACUCACAGCUKUUAGGCACUGGRGGGGCUCUCAGUCCCAUCACUGUCCCCUCUAUGGGGGGCUCUCUGAGCCAGUCCCCAGCCUCUCUGUCCUCACAGGGCUACAGCACCGCCUCCUCCCUGGGCUUCACCUCUGUGGACUGCCUGGACUACAAGGACCAGCAAGCCUGGAAACUUGGUUUUACUACCAUGGACUGCCUGGACCACAAAGACCAAAACUCCUGGAAAUUCCAGGUCCUCUAGAAAUGCAGAUCCAUGGGUCCCUCAAGGUGCAUUAGUCCAGGAUGAGAUGGUGCGUAGGAGGUCUUGUUACCAAUGAGUUUAAGACCUUUUUUCACCUGCUGAAUUUUUGAUGAACCAUCAGAUUUAUUUUAGUGAUACGCUCAGAAAGUAAUCAUGUUUUUAAUUUCUUCAACUGGAAACUGGAAAGGGGGAUGGGGGAGGCAGAGUUAACAUAAGAAUGGGGAGCAGAGUUAACCUGUGGUCUGAUUAUACUGGACUGUAGAAUACACAGAGGGGACCACCUCCGCUGACACAGAGCUAAAUGAUGUUCAGACUGUGGCUGAGAAUGUUUCCUAAGAAGAAUACACCACAACUAAACAAAAUAAACAAACUUAGCAAAUAUAAAGUGGUUUUAACUCAGUCAGUUUUACAAAUACUGAUCAUUUUUAUUUUUCUUAAGUUUUAUUUAACCAAGCUUGCAUUGGAGACCAGGGCCUGAAAUACUGGAGUAGAUGAGACUGAUUUCCUAACACACCCUGAGAGAUAACCUAUCAUCUGAUACCUCACAAUAUUUUAAAGGUUUGAUCAAAAUGGCUAAAAUUCAUCAUUUCAAACCAUGAGAUGAUUUUAGUCCAAAACUAGAAACAAAGUUUGUCCAUUUUUUUCAAGGACUGUUAAAUCUUUAGUUUUGUAGUGAUUUUUUAUUAAUGAACUGUGAAGGAACCAUGUUGAUCAGUGAAUGUGAAGACUGCUUCCUAAUGUAUCCAUCUGAGGUCCUCAUGCUGGGGUCCUAAAAAGCUGAAGCCUCUGAAGGACAAAAACCCAAUGAGAUCAAUGAGCACACACACUUCCUCAUUAUAUUUUCAACUUCACUAACGUGAAGGAUCUGUAGGUUACAUUUGUUCAACUAUUUAUUAUUGUUUGAUUUUAAUUAGGUGAUUUGUUUUGUAAAACUGUUUGAGUUUUGUGUCAUUCUGGUGUCUUAUAAAAAGUUUUAGUUUUAGCUGAGUGAUUUAAUAAAAUGAUGAAUUAUUUACA
Messenger RNA from Austrofundulus limnaeus, 2107 nucleotides. RefSeq names its product cone-rod homeobox (gene crx). The record is from RefSeq and is a predicted model, not a curated record. The coding region runs from base 200 to 1090 and encodes 296 amino acids. NCBI's taxonomy places the organism in Eukaryota, Metazoa, Chordata, Actinopteri, Cyprinodontiformes, Rivulidae. Gene Ontology annotation, molecular function: RNA polymerase II cis-regulatory region sequence-specific DNA binding; DNA-binding transcription factor activity, RNA polymerase II-specific. Gene Ontology annotation, cellular component: nucleus. The transcript has 3 exons. Gene Ontology annotation, biological process: multicellular organism development; regulation of transcription by RNA polymerase II.